Messenger RNA from Carica papaya (papaya), 1418 nucleotides. RefSeq names its product cinnamoyl-CoA reductase 1-like. Lineage: Eukaryota; Viridiplantae; Streptophyta; Magnoliopsida; Brassicales; Caricaceae. Gene Ontology annotation, molecular function: oxidoreductase activity, acting on the CH-OH group of donors, NAD or NADP as acceptor. The record is from RefSeq and is a predicted model, not a curated record.
CAGGCUUCAAUGUGUCAAAUUGGAAAAAUCUCAAAACACCCCCCCCACACACACACACGGGUACUUAUUGGCAAACAGACAACCAUACGAUAAUCACGAACCUAAUGGAAAUUAUACAGAAAAGGAAAAGAAGAUAAUGACCAGAGAAAUUUAUAGCAUAACACCGCUAUUUUUUUGUUUCAUUUUCAAGUUAUAUUCAGAGAAACAUUUCAGACAAAAAAGAAAUGGCGAUGAUGGAGAAGGGGCGAAUCUGCGUGACGGGUGCUGGUGGCUUCCUCGCCGCUUGGGUCGUUAAGCUUCUUCUCUCUAACGACUUCAUCGUCCAUGGCACUGUUAGAGAACCCGGUGAUCCAAAAUAUGCCCAUUUGAAGAAUCUAGAGAAAGCACCAGAAAAUCUUAGACUCUUCAAGGCAGACUUGCUGAAUUACGAAUCUCUUCAUUCAGCCAUCACAGGAUGCACUGGUGUCUUCCAUGUUGCCUCUCCUGUUCCGUCUAUUGUUGUUCCAAAUCCUGAGGAAGUGCUUGAACCAGCUGUAAAGGGUACACUCAAUGUACUUCAAGUGUGCAGGGAAGCAAAAGUUAAACGAGUUGUCUUUGUGUCCUCUGUUGCCGCAGUUUCCAUGAACCCUAGAUGGCCAAAAGAUAAAGUGAAAGAUGAAACAUGCUGGUCUGACAAGGAAUACUGCCGGACAACGAAGAACUGGUAUUGUCUUUCAAAAACAGAAGCAGAAAUGGAGGCUUUUGAGUUUGCAAAGAGAAGUGGGCUUGAUGUUGUUACAGUUUGCCCUACUAUCAUUUGGGGGCCACUUCUGCAGCCCACAGUAAAUGCCAGUAGCUUGAUUCUCAUCAAGCUUUUGAGAGAAGGGUUCGAGUCAAAGGACAACAGACUCCUGAGAAUUGUGGAUGCACGUGAUGUAGCAGAAGCAGUGCUUUUGUUAUACGAGAAGCCUGAGGCUGAAGGAAGAUACAUAUGCACGGCACAUGCGAUCAAAAUGAGGGAUCUGGUUGAUAAACUGAAGAGUUUAUUUCCUCACUACAAGUAUCCUAAAAGCUUCACGGAGGUGGCGGAGGAGGAAGGUUUGUUGAGUUCAGUGAAGUUGCAGAAUUUGGGUUGGAAAUACCGGGAAUUGGAGGAAACUCUAGUGGAUUCCGUCAAGAGCUACCAAAAUGGUGGGAUAUUGGAUUAGAAGAGAAAUUGUUGGUAAUUUUAUGUUAUCAGCUUGUGGUCCUUGGCGGGCCUUGGAGUUUAUGGGUUACAAACAGCAUAGUUGAUAAUACACUAUCAGUAGACUUGUUUCCAAACAGGUUUUAAACUUUAGUUAGUAGUGCUUUUUAUUUGGGUACUCCAAAGCUGCUACUCCGAUUUUUGUUGUUACAGAAGCUAAAAGUUUGUAAGUUUUUAAUGAUUGUUGUUGAGA